AAUAAACUGUCAAGUAAAUUGUGCGGAUAAAAUCGUUGUUGAAAAAUUGAAUUAUUAUUUUAUUUUUUUGAUUUCAUUUUUUUCUUUUCGUUCAAUAUUUUCGGGCCGGGUUUUUGAAGCGUCAACGCUCAAUCACCGCAAUCAAUCAAUUCACAAAUGUUUUCGUUAUUCAUCACGAAAAACAUUCAACAACUUUCUACCGAUCAUUGCUAUAAACAAUUUCGUUAGCCAAUACAAACAAACUCGUUGAUAAAUUUUAAUGGUGACAUCAAAAACUUAGUUAAAGAAACGACACAAUAAUAAAAUCGUAAAACAGAACGAAUGUUCAUUGCAUUUUUUGUAUCACAUAGAGUCUCGAACAUUCUUUAAAAAAAAAAUUGCCCUUCCAUAAGGAGGUUGUAAGAAAACGAAAUAAAUCGAUACAAUGGCAAAUAUAUUAUAUUGUUGGGGAAGCACAGUUAAUGGCGAAUUGGGUUUAGGCGGCAUCGAAGAAGAACAUCUGUUGGUGCCAAGAGAGCUCGAUUGGUCAUUGGCGUCACAAAUUCAAUCAAUUUCAUGUGGUCCAGUUCAUUCACUCUUUUUGGUAAAUGGAAAACUGUAUUCGUCCGGAAGCAAUGAUUUCGGUCAAUUAGGCCACCAACAACCAAGAAAACGUCCACGUAUGUCAAAAUUUUAUCAAGUAGAAAAUUUGGAAAAUCAUGUAAUUACAAAAAUUUGUUGUGGUAGCUCACACAGUUGUGCAGUUAAUGAAUGGGGUAACCUUUGGACGUGGGGAUCCAAUUCUUUCGGUCAGCUUGGAUACGGGGAAUUCGAUACAAACGAGCCACAACCAAAACUAGCCAAAAAAUUAGCCACCAAAAAUAUUGUACAAAUUGCGUGUGGCGAUCAUCAUAAUCUGGCUCUGACAAAUGAAGGAGAGAUUUAUGCAUUUGGAUUGAAUAACUAUGGACAACUCGGAAUUGGAAAUGCUGAAAAAAAAGUUGUGAAUCCAGUAAAAAUUGAUUCAUUAAAUGGAAUUCCGAUAGCAUUUAUUGCAUGUGGCGGCUAUCACAGUUUUGCUAUCUCAAAAUCGGGAGCAGUCUUUGGAUGGGGCAAAAACAAUUGGGGCCAACUUGGUGUAGGUGAUGAACAGCCACGAUAUUUUCCAGCAAAAUUGAAAACAUUAAGAUCGAUAGGAGUUCGAAAAGUAUCAGCCGGUGAAGAUUUUUCCGUGUUCCUCACUAUGGACGGCGGCAUAUUUAGCUGUGGAGCUGGAAAUUUUGGACAGCUUGGUCAUGGAAACAAAAAUAAUGUCUCUUUGCCGCGUAUGGUGGUGGAAAUGAUGGGCAGUGCAGUGACACAGGUGGUGUGCGGAAAUCGACACACACUCACAUAUGUACCAUCACGUGGUCGUGUUUAUGGAUUUGGCUUGAACUCAUGCGGUCAAUUAGGCCUUCGUUCAACGAAUAAUUCCGUUAUUCCAAAUGUUGUUUUUGGACCAUGGGCAAUUGACAAAGACGAUAAGACUGAAGAGACAAAUAUUUUUGUAAAGCAAAUAUUUUCUGGUGGCGAUCGAUCAUUUGCGUAUACAACCACAGACAACACCAACAGUUAUGACUCUCGAAUUUUUGAACCAAGCACACAAAUCGCAAUAUUUACAAUUAGUUUGGCCGAACAUUGUGCCACUAUUGAAAAAAAUGAGACCGUUGAUGACACAUUGAUGUCGUCCAUUGAAACCUUAUUCCGCAGUUUAGCCUGUAUAAAUGGUUCGUUUUUAAAAUCAAAUGAUGCGCAUAUGUGUUGUUCGUCGAAAAAUCAUGGUUUAAAUAUGGUUGAUGCCGAACUAGCAUUUGGUCACAUUCGAAAAAUGGAAAAUGUAACAUUGAAGGAAAUGAUUUGGGAUGGUAUCACAACACAAAUUAUCCGAUCAUUGAAACCGUCUCCCGCUGAUGUUGAAGUAUUACGCGUUUAUUUACUGUUACCACUUUACCAUGAAUUUAUUAAUUCAAAAAAUUAUGAAAAACUGCACACACCAUUCAGUCGUGCUGUUUUAAAUUUAAACAAAAUUCCACUACAAAUUGUCUCACAAUGGUACGCCGAAUCGAGAAUUGAGUACUUUGAACGAUUAGUUGAAAACUACAAAGAUGUUGUGAUGCAUGUGUUAACAUUUAAGUUUGCAAAGAGUAGUUGUGCUGAUGCAUUAUUGCCGGUGGUAACAUACGAACCAAAUUUGGAGAGUGCGUUGAGAAUGCUCAAGCUACUCUUUCAAAUAAACAUGAACCAACGGACACAACGUUUGUCAUACGAGACAUUCCACUUGCCAGAACUAACCGACAUGGUCGAUUUGCAAAAAGACUUUUUCAAUUGGAGUCAAACUGAAAGCAAUCCGAACCAAACGUUCCUCUGUAAUUUCCCUUUUAUAUUCGACGCAAAGGCAAAAACGCUAUUACUACAGACCGAUCAAGCCAUUCAGAUGCAUCAUGCCGUUUAUCAAGCUCAACAAACCAUGCUUUUGGCAAUGUUAUUUUCAAAUCAACCGACCGAUAUCAGUGAAUUUGUUGUGUUCAAUGUGUCCCGUGAAAAUAUCGUAAAUGAUACAAUUCGUGAAAUUUGCCAGUGCGAUGUCAAAGAUUUGAAAAAACCAUUAAAAGUAAAAUUUCUGGGUGAAGAGGGUGAAGAUGCUGGCGGUGUUAAAAAGGAAUUCUUUCUUUUGUUGAUGAAAGAGAUUCUCGAUCAAAAGUACGGAAUGUUUCAAGAAUAUGAAGAAUCACGACUGAUCUGGUUUGCAGCAAACAGUUUUGAAGAUCCCGAAAUGUACAAAUUGGUUGGAACAAUUUGUGGACUUGCUAUUUAUAAUUUCAUUAUUAUACAUUUGCCAUUUCCAUUGGCACUUUAUAAAAAAUUGCUGAAAGAAAAAGUGGAUUUAGACGAUUUUAAAGAAUUAUCACCGGUGAUGGGAAGAACACUGCAAGAAAUUUUGGACUACGAUGGCGACGACAUGGAAGAUGUGUUCGAUUUGACUUUUGAAAUUACCCGAGAAAACUAUGGAAAUUUUGAAAAUAUACCGCUCAAAGCGAACGGCGAAAAUAUCCGUGUAACUCAGGAAAAUAAGAAAGAAUUUGUUGAAUUGUAUAUUGAUUUUCUAUUGAACAAAUCGGUUGUAACCCAUUUUGAUGCGUUCUAUGCUGGAUUUAUGAAAGUGUGUGGCGGACCAGUGAUGGAAUUGUUUCGAGCACACGAACUUAUGGCGCUGGUUAUUGGUAAUGAAAAUUAUGACUGGGAUGCAUUUGAACAAGCAACCAAAUAUAAGAAUGGUUACACCUCUGGCGACCCAACCAUUCGCUUAUUUUGGGAAGUAUUUCAUGAACUUUCAUUGGACGACAAAAAGAAAUUCUUACGUUUUUUGACGGGAAGCGAUCGAAUUGCCAUCGGAACAAAAGCAUUACAAAUUAUUAUUCAGCCAGUGAACGAUGACAAAUUUUUACCUGUUGCACAUACCUGCUUCAAUUUGCUAGAUCUUCCGCGGUAUCAAACAAAAGAGAAACUUAAAUACAAACUGAUGCAAGCAAUUCAACAACAUCAAGGAUUCAGCUUGGUUUAAACACUGCAAAACACCUUUUGACGCGAAUCUGCAUACAUUAAUUAAUUUGUGAUACAAUAAAGAGAACAAAAAAAAAUGUUAUCGCAUUUGUUGACGAUAAACAGUUUCAUUAAACUUGUUUUCAAACAAAAAUCAAAGAAAAAAAAACAACAACUGAGAUACUCAGGUUAUGUAAUAAUCCGUUGACAUUGUUAACUUAUUUAUGUUUUUGUCGAUUUGAAAGAGGAUGAAAAAAAGGAAUCACAUGAAAACAUAAUAAAAUUAUUUUUGUAUCAAAGCGAGAA
This is a messenger RNA of Contarinia nasturtii (swede midge), 3864 nucleotides long. RefSeq names its product probable E3 ubiquitin-protein ligase HERC4 (gene Herc4). The coding region runs from base 425 to 3580 and encodes 1051 amino acids. The record is from RefSeq and is a predicted model, not a curated record. The transcript has 17 exons. Gene Ontology annotation, molecular function: ubiquitin-protein transferase activity. Lineage: Eukaryota; Metazoa; Arthropoda; Insecta; Diptera; Cecidomyiidae.